Molecule: messenger RNA, 1078 nt
Organism: Apus apus (common swift)
Lineage: Eukaryota; Metazoa; Chordata; Aves; Apodiformes; Apodidae
Gene: TSPAN8
Product: tetraspanin 8
Exons: 8
Coding region: 118-840 (240 amino acids)
Cellular component (GO): membrane
Source: RefSeq, a predicted model, not a curated record
GUGUAUUUUACAUGGUUUGAAAGGUUUUCUGAAGACACGGGAACAACUUUUUUAUUGAGGUCAAACUCUUAGGAAAGCUUCUUCUGCAGUGCUUGUUUUUGUCUCAGCUUGCUGAAAAUGGCGGGUGUAAGCAGCUGCAUGAAGUACUCCAUGUUCAUCUUCAACUUCAUAUUUUGGCUGUGUGGUUCCAUUAUUUUGGGUGUGUCAAUAUGGAUACGUGUUAGCAAAGAUGCUCAGCAGGAGCUGGAUAUAAACAGCAACGUGUUUGCAGGGGUGGAUCUGCUGAUAGCUGUGGGCUCCAUCAUUAUGGUCCUUGGGUUUCUGGGGUGCUGUGGUGCCAUAAAGGAGAGUCGGUGCAUGCUGCUGUUGUUUUUUAUUGGACUGCUUCUGAUCCUGAUCCUUCAGGUCACAGGAGGUAUUUUAGGAGCAGUGUACAGUUCUCAGAUCGAAACAUCCCUUAACUCGACGCUUGAGGAGAAUGUGAAUUCAUUGAAAAGUUCUGAAGAAAAAGAUAGAGUGUUUCAAGAGAAGUUCCAGAAGUUUGAGACAAUGAACGAGUGCUGUGGUUUGGUGAAUGGAUAUGCAGACUGGGGAAAAAAUUUCAAUACUCUUCUUAAUGGUAAUAAAAUCUGUGAGUGUGAACUAAAAAACCUAUCAACAGACCUCUGCAUGUCCUACCAAGGCAGAUACAUUUAUACAAGGCCUUGUGGAAAAGUGAUCGUGAAAUACCUUAAAGACCAUCUGCUCAUAAUUAUGGGGAUUGCCUUUGGACUGGCAGUUAUUGAGAUACUUGGUUUGGUGUUUUCUAUGAGCCUCUACUGCCAGAUCCAGAGAAAAUGAAACUGUGGAAGUGUCGGAACGAUGUCACCAGCCAAAUCAAAACCUUUGUAGAUAGAGAGAUAUUUGGCUUGGCACAUUCAGAUAAAUACACGCAUGUCCCAGGCAGCUGUUCUGAUGAAAACGGCAGCCCUUGCGCACAUGGAUGCUCCACAAUUUGCAAAAUGACCUCCUUAUACUUCUUAAGAUUUAAUGAUGUGAAUGUGAAUUUUUAUUUGCAGUAAAUGUCUUUGUUUAUGUU